AUGGCCUUAAUAGUUGAUGGGAGGCCCCUCCCUCCUCAAACAUUGGAGGAGUCCCCGCCUCAGUUUCCCCAUCUGGACAGCAGAGGGCUCUGCCCGUCCCCCACUGAUAUCAUUAUGGAACCCCAGCUGGGGUCCCCUAUUCAGAGCUAUCCCCCUUCCCCCCCACUCAGCAGCUGCUCUUCCAACCACACCCCUCCUUCUGCUCCCCCCUCCACAGCCCUUGACCCUGGCUGGCCUUCCUCCCCCCACAGGCCACCAGAUGGGCUCCUGAGACCCUCCCCCAGCCAAAGGCUGCCUGCAGCUUGUUCUGGGGAGGAGGGAGGAGGUUAA
Messenger RNA from Pipistrellus nathusii (Nathusius's pipistrelle), 330 nucleotides. Lineage: Eukaryota; Metazoa; Chordata; Mammalia; Chiroptera; Vespertilionidae. The record is from the annotation of a GenBank genome assembly.